Daldinia caldariorum is the source of this 1543-nucleotide messenger RNA. RefSeq lists its product as uncharacterized. The record is from RefSeq and is a predicted model, not a curated record. Gene Ontology annotation, cellular component: plasma membrane. NCBI's taxonomy places the organism in Eukaryota, Fungi, Ascomycota, Sordariomycetes, Xylariales, Hypoxylaceae. The transcript has 4 exons. Bases 1 to 1044 code for a protein of 347 amino acids.
AUGUCUUCCGCAACCCGAUCCGUAGCCCUGGUGGGCCUCAUGGCCCUCUUUGCCAACUUAGGCCAUACUCAGUCUAUCCCUAUAGUUUAUUGUGCAAGCAUCAACACAGCAUCGACAGCAGCCAACAGCAGUCAUUAUCAGUCUGACGGGCUGUGUCACGACUUCUGCGAAGCCACUUCCGCCUUUGCUGUGGUUAAAUAUAAUCAAUGUUGGUGUAGUGAUUAUGUGCCCGACGAGUCAACUCAGGUAGAUACCGGGAAGUGCGAUACCUCAUGUCCUGGCUACCCAAGCGAUUUAUGCGGAGGUGAUGGACUAUGGGGAUACAUGUCUCUUGAUCACCAGCCUUCCGGCACCAAGUCGGCCAGCUCUGCUUCUUCUACUAAAACGUCAAGUCCUGACCCUACGACAAAGACUUUACAAAAUACAGUCACUGUUACUCCAACGGUUCACGCGACCACGGCCGUUCCUGAUACGACGACGUCGAAAUCAGAAGGUAGCACUACCACAUCUACACCUGCACCUACGACCCCGAGUGUAUCUACGGUUACCACGGGAGGUACUGUCAAAACAGUUACCAUAAUGCCUACGGUUACAGAUAACCCAGAUGCAUCACCGGAUGCCAGUUCAAGCGGAAUACCAGCAAAUCAACAUGGACUCUCAACCGGCGCGGCAGUUGGAAUAGCAAUAGGUGUGUUUGCUGCUGUAGGCCUCGCUAUAGGUAUAGGCCUUUUCUUCUGGCUCCGCCGGAGAAGACGAGACCAGGGUGAUGCUCUUGGGGACUCACCCGCAAGUCAGCGCGGAAGCUCAGUGGGCAUGAUGAGCACACCGACGACCGGAAAGGCAUCGGUAUGGGAUGGCGAUAAUACAUCAGGUCGGAGAAAUAGUCGGUUUAUGCCGCAUGAUCCCCGCAUGGACCCAUUUGCUGCAAAUAUCUACAGCCGCGAGAACAAGAGCCAAGAGAGCAUUAACACACUGCAAGAUAACCACGAUUAUUCGCGAAAAGUACUUCGAACCACGAAUCCCGAUCCUCCCGAGGCCGACUAAAAUUGCAUGGUCUGAUCUACGGAUGGAUUGGUAAGCCGUCUUAGAAAACGGCUAACGACGUACACGAUCUCUUUCUGGUCGAACUCAUAGUUGGACCAUUGCAUUGCAUUUUCAAGAUACCAGGCCCGGCGUUUAGAGGAGAAUGAGAUUCUAGGACAAAGUCAAGGGGUUUUGCGCACACAUAUACUUGGCAUCGUAGCGAGCGAUGACACAUUCAAUUCUCGAUACUGAUUUUGUUCUCUGGCUCGGUAUAUGAAUAUCCACCGCGAGGGGAGAGGGGUAGUUCACAGCAACUGCGAUCGUUAGACCGGUAUGUACGAAAAAAGGAAGCGCCUAGAUGGGUUUUUUAUUUGGAUUUCCGGAUUUGGUUGGAGGAGAUGCGGAGCCGAGGGUAUGGGAAUAAGGAGCGAAGCAUGGCAUUUUUAGUAAGGACAUAUCGCCAGUACAUACAGGAAUAAUAAAAGGUCAAUAAGCAAUUGCUCAUGGUUAAUAGUGAGGG